AUGCGAAUUUAUUAUAAAAUUUUCCUCGAUAACGAGCAUUAUAAAGUACACCGACAAGACCAAAAUAACAUAACAUACAAAAAGUCAGAACUUAGUUUAACAAGCCUAACGUUGCAUCGCAAGAGUUAAAUCGUUUUAAAUAAAAAUGAAAUUAUAUUGUUUAUUUUUAUCAUUUUUCAUUGUAAAUGUUUUGGCAGUCACCGAAACUGACUUAAAGAAGCAAGUAUACAUUUCAAACUUCUUAUUCCAAUCAAUACAAAUAUUCGGAGAUUCUGUAGACAAAGUGGUCGAAACUUUAAUAUGUUCAAAUAGUUCCAUUAAGUCGUUGGCAUUAAUGUUGGCUGCACCAGAAAACAUAGAAUACAAUGACACGAACGAUCUGCAACAGUUGAUAAACAACGAGAUGCACAUGCAGGGCAGAAUUAGAUUAGCAAAAUAUGACUUGUUUAGCUAUCUUACAGGAACCGAAGAGGUUAAUACCGCGGGCAUAGAUUUUAGUAACAAGAGUUUGGUAGUUUUGGGGAUAACUAGAAGAAGUAUAACUUACCCGUCUCUGAAACGUUUACUGCACAGAGUCGAAAGAGGACUUGUAACUCGGUUCAAUUCACAGCAGACAUGUGAUUUAUUAGCGUUGUUGCAAACUGCAUCAGACCCAAGAUAUCGCAUACAUUUUACCAAUAGCGUUAUAGUCGACGAGAACCGCGAUUGUCAUCUUAUUGGAGCUUUCGACAAUGUUGCCAUUUACAGAAAGUUUGACGACGGAUUUUAUAGAAUAGACGGUCGUGAUUUUCAUCAAUAUGUCAAACUUACGAAUGAGAUAUCAUAACGAAACCUACAUAAUUGUAGACGUUUUCGACGUAAAAACUUUACAUGCAAAAGUAUAGUAUCGAUGUCACUUUAUGUACCGGAUAUAAGAUCUGAUCUACUUCAUAAAUCAUAAUAAACGACUUUUCUCUAUUCAAAUACAAUGUUUCCUUUAGUC
Adelges cooleyi (spruce gall adelgid) is the source of this 982-nucleotide messenger RNA. RefSeq lists its product as uncharacterized. NCBI's taxonomy places the organism in Eukaryota, Metazoa, Arthropoda, Insecta, Hemiptera, Adelgidae. The record is from RefSeq and is a predicted model, not a curated record. Bases 146 to 826 code for a protein of 226 amino acids. The transcript is spliced from 11 exons.